This is a messenger RNA of Aspergillus sclerotioniger CBS 115572, 1150 nucleotides long. RefSeq lists its product as uncharacterized. Lineage: Eukaryota; Fungi; Ascomycota; Eurotiomycetes; Eurotiales; Aspergillaceae. The record is from RefSeq and is a predicted model, not a curated record. The transcript is spliced from 5 exons. The coding region runs from base 69 to 998 and encodes 309 amino acids.
AUCCAGCACCCUUCUUUACACCAAAACACAACACAAACCACGUGUUGUCUCAAACAAACAGCAUCAAGAUGACCACAAUCGCGGUAGCUGGUGGUACCGGCGGAGUAGGAAAGACAAUCGUCGAGACAUUGUUACAAGAAGACAAAUAUCAGGUUAUCGUCUUAACUCGCGGUAGCCCCAAGGAGGACCCUGCCCUUUUAAAGACGCGGCAAGUGCAGAUAAACUACAAUGACGUCGACUCCGUUGCUCAAGUACUCGACAAGCACGCCAUCCGCACAAUCAUCUCCGCCAUUAGUAUCUACUCGGAUGAAACCAGCCAAAGCCAAUUGAACCUGAUCCAGGCUGCUGAAAAGUCCACUGCAACUAAGACAUUUAUCCCAAGUGAAUACUCGUUUAUCCAGACCAAGGAUAUCCUAUCCGUCGACCCCAGUAUAAAAUACUGGCUCGCAGCGGCCGAAUUGCUGCAUAAAAGUAGCCUGAAAUAUACCCGGGUCACACCUGGGAUCUUCAUGGACUAUUGGGGAAUGCCCAAUGUGCGGACCAACCUUCAGCCAUGCGUGAUCGGAAUCGAUGUAGCUAAUUGCUGGGCGGCCAUUCCCGGUGAUGGCAAUGAUAGGAUGAGCGUCACUUACUCGUACGAUAUGGCGGCGUUUAUUGUGAAGCUUCUGGAUCUUGAGGAGUGGCCUGAGUUUAGUGUGUUUGUGGGUGAUGAGAUUACCUAUAAUGAGCUCCUUGAGCUUGCUGAGCAGGUCCGAGGCAAGAAAUUCGAGGUGGUAUAUGACAGCGUCGAGAAGAUCAAAGAAGGAGAUGUUACAAUCCCUUCAUCCCACCCUGGGACUUCUGAUGAAGAGACCCGGGAGACGGCCGCGUUGGUGAGCCGACUCACUAUCGCCGGAGCCUUUGACCUGCCGAAAGAGCGCAUGAAUACGAGGUUUCCAGAUCUGAAGCCCCUUGAAAUGAGGGAAUUCCUCCUUGAUGUCUGGGAAAACAAAGCAUGAUCAUGCAAUACUGGUCAACAUUAAAUGACUAUCUACUCUGUAGAUACUCUACAUAAUCUUGAUUGACGCCAAAAUAUGAGAGUAAUACACACCAUCCGAUGGAUUAUUAUCAUCCUCCGUAUCCGGGUUAUAGUUAAACCCAAACUCCUGAG